This is a messenger RNA of Laetiporus sulphureus 93-53, 849 nucleotides long. RefSeq lists its product as uncharacterized. The transcript has 5 exons. The record is from RefSeq and is a predicted model, not a curated record. NCBI's taxonomy places the organism in Eukaryota, Fungi, Basidiomycota, Agaricomycetes, Polyporales, Laetiporaceae. The coding region runs from base 1 to 849 and encodes 282 amino acids.
AUGCAGGCAGAGAUUAUUGACAUCGAUGCUGAUGACUCCGGGGUAACCGUUCAGGAACCUACCAAUAGUGAGAAACAAAGCGUCUUUAUUGAUCUCACUUUGGAUGAUGAACCGUCGGACGAUGGAAGUCGUGCAGGGUUAGCAACGCAUCCUGCUGAACGCGCACCGCUCAAGCGUGCAGGCUCGUCCGCCUCGCAAGCAGCUCCUCCAACGAAGCGUCGCAAAGAACAGGCGAUGGAAUCCGUAGCGUCACCCGCCCACAAACCGUCAUCAAAACGACCACAUUCAAAUGCCCCACACGAGCUUUCAGACAAGAGAGAUCUUGAUUAUUCGGACGAAGAGCCUCCAAUCAAGAGGUCGCGCCGCCAAGGGUGCCAUGUUGAGGUCAAUAGAUUCACGCUGGAACGAACGUCGUCCUCGCGCGUGAAAGAUGUCGUCAUGAUAGAGUACGAUGUCAGCACUGAAGAUGAAGAGGAGAAUUCAAGCUCUGUCGUGGCCGACUAUGCCAGCGCGGAUGACGCGAGUGAUUCCGAAAGAGAGUACGAAACAUUGUACGAUGCUCUUAAUCCAAAGAUAGAGAAGAACUGGUUGCCACCGAAACCACAUCUUUCUCCUCGUCCACUGAGGAAGAGAGACGAGGAUCUGCUCGCUUUGAAUUUAGCAGCGAUGACUGUAUCGCCUUCCUCCGACGAUCUGGUCAAAGAAAGGAAGAAGCAGGAUAAGGGUCAGGUUCACGGAUUCCGUCUGCCUCCCGACCUGCUGUCUCUGGAAAGAGGCAGGAACGCCUAUCGCGGCAAUUCAUUCGUUUGGACGGAGGCAAGCGAUUGUGUUGUUUGGCCGCUCAUAUGA